AUGCUCACGCUCAUCGAUGCCGAUGUCUCUGUCGACGCGUUCCUAGCAAUUCCGGCGCGACCCGGGUUGCGAGUACAUAAAGGACAUACGCCAGAGCUGUUCCCCAUGCCGGUCUCCUGGAACCCACAACAGAAGCACGCCAUGUAUAGCCCGUGGAAAAGUCGGCUUAGAAGCGUUCGCAUUGUACAGUACGCAGAUCUUUCAGACAGCGACAGCCGAUUCGCUUCGUCGGAAUCCGCCUUACUUCAUAACGAUACAGAGGCACAUUACGGCGCAAAUGCAGGCCGUGUAUGCCUCGACUCGCCAUUGAGAUCAUCAUCCGCCGGCAGACAGGUUCAUUCUCGAACGUCUUCCGAAGACGUGCAGAGUCUGUUCCGAGCAUCUGAAGCCCUUCCUAUUAGCGUGGGGUCUGACGUCAGUGUGGAAGCUUUCGACUUGGACAUUGAUGAAAGUCUUGGCACCGACUUACCGACCACUUCCAUCCUCUGUAUAAAUCCUGAAUCUGAUACUGGGAAAGACCCGUCGACCGCCGCAAUCGUCGACAGAUCGCGUUGUUCUACUAAUGAACACGCGUCUAGUCCCUUGCUUUUCCCGCAAAGUUCGCCUUGUUCCUCUGCGGCAACAUCAAGGCGUCAUGGAAACCACCUCGAUCCCGCAUUUUGCCUCAACGCCGUCCGUGUACAGCGACUACCUUCGACAGUCGGUCUUACGAUGGAGGAAGUGUACGGCAUUCCCGCAUCUGCUACGAGUGUGGAGGCUCCACUAAAUCACCUGCCGUCAUCUCUUGGACCGCCCGUACUCGCUCGAGACGCCAGCCGUCCUGGCCAGCGUCAAUUUAAUACCAUGACUCUAUCUGUAUCAGCACCUACUGGCCAAAACCCACGGGAAGUGACGAUAAGCCAGCAGCCGGCUCAAUAUGCAAGUGUGGUCGACCGCUCUAAUGAAAAGGGCAUCAAACGUCGGAGGGAAACGCGAAUGGCAGCCGCUCGCGCACCUACUUCCAGAUCGGGUUUGUUUCUCGACCCUAUAGGCCCGUCGCAGGGCUUCGACCUAUUUCUAGAUAUGCAGCGGAUGCUUUCCAGUAGGCCUACCGGACGAUUACAAAUUCUCGACCCUCACCAUUCUAUCCAGGGUCUUGAUGUUGACCCCAAUUCUUCUGACUUCUUCAAGACACGCGGUGGCGCUAGUUCUACUAGUUCUUCGCUCCCAAACUCUCGUAGCUCGGACGUUUUACAGGAUAUUCUCAAUGUCUUGCAACGGGAAUCGUUGUUUCCGUUUCCUUAG
This is a messenger RNA of Postia placenta MAD-698-R-SB12, 1284 nucleotides long. RefSeq lists its product as hypothetical. Bases 1 to 1284 code for a protein of 427 amino acids. The record is from RefSeq and is a predicted model, not a curated record. The transcript is spliced from 3 exons. NCBI's taxonomy places the organism in Eukaryota, Fungi, Basidiomycota, Agaricomycetes, Polyporales, Adustoporiaceae.